UUGUGAACGUAUAGUAUUGCUUUAGAUAUUUAUAUAAAAACGUUUUACAGCACUGUUCCAAUCUUUUGACAUUUCUCUUUUGACGCGCCAAUUGUUUAAAAACAACCGUCAGUACCAAAGCAUUUUAGAUUUGUCGUUGAUUAGGCUUAUGUGAAAUUAAAUUAUGAGGCGUCAUAAUAAACCGGGACCAAAGUCUCGUACAAAAACAGUUUCAAUGGAUUUGGGUGAUACCGACACGGAUAACACAAGCAGUUUUUCGUCUGAUUUCCAGUCGCCGGAGAGAGCGUCUAGUCGAAUUCUAAAUGCAUCCCAAAGUAGAAGCAAUAUAUCUGUGCCCGCUGCAAGGAGGCUAUCACCUAGAAAGUCGGCCACAAAUCUUCAAAGCCAACAAUCUACAAUAACGAAGCCAACAGCAAGAAAAUCGACUGCAAGAAAUCAAAGUCAACAAUCAACAACGUCGAGAAGUGCUGCGGCUUCAAACGCGAGGGUAGAGUCUAGUCUGAAUAGAAGACCACGUAAAAGAAAUGCCCCUACUAAAUGUAUACAAGAUAUUGUGAGGUUGCAACAAACCGUGAACUUAUUGAUACCAAGGCUACCAUUUGGUCGUAUCGUCCGGGAAAUAAUGAUGGAAUGCUCCUCCUCUGUUGAUCGGAUAACGAAGGAAGCGCUAGAAGCUUUGCAAACAGCAGCCGAAAUGUACAUGGUUUCAAUAUGUUCGGAUGCGUACUUAUUGACGUUACAUCGAAAUCGUGUUACACUUAUGGUUAAAGAUGUAGAAUUAGUUAGUUUUUUACGCUCGAGUAUGAAUGUUUUGUAAUUAUUGUACAUUUUGCUUAUGAUAGUAUGAAGUGAAUAAUUAUUAUUUUAGUG
Molecule: messenger RNA, 870 nt
Organism: Teleopsis dalmanni
Lineage: Eukaryota; Metazoa; Arthropoda; Insecta; Diptera; Diopsidae
Product: histone H3.3 type c-like
Exons: 1
Coding region: 164-817 (217 amino acids)
Cellular component (GO): nucleosome
Molecular function (GO): protein heterodimerization activity; DNA binding; structural constituent of chromatin
Source: RefSeq, a predicted model, not a curated record